GUCAAGCUGACAGCUAAUCCACUUCCGCCUGUUUUCAUUCUCUCUCUUUUUCCGUCAUCUUCGAUUGAAGAAACUGCACACAUUUCGUGUCAGCUUUUAAAAUUCAAUCAAUUUCAGUAACAAUUCGAUAAAAUGGCCAAGCGUACCAGGAAAGUCGGAAUCGUCGGUAAAUAUGGUACCCGAUAUGGUGCCUCUCUACGUAAGAUGGUGAAGAAAAUGGAAAUCACCCAGCACGCCAAGUACACCUGUACAUUCUGCGGCAAGGAUGCCAUGAAGCGUUCCUGCGUCGGAAUCUGGUCCUGCAAGCGAUGCAAGCGUGUCGUCGCUGGUGGAGCCUGGGUGUACUCGACUACCGCUGCCGCCUCGGUCCGUUCGGCUGUCCGUCGUCUGCGCGAAUUGUAAACAACACGCUGCUUUCCAUCGAACGGUUUUGUAAUACCUAAGUGAAUGUAACUUAUUUUACAUUAAUAUCGGCACAAGUACAAAGCUGCUGAAUUGUGCCCUGGCGACACCCGUGUAUGCAGAAAGGGAAAGAAUGUGGAAAAGUGUGGAAUAAAGAAAGAAGGGGAUCCAUCUGAAACAA
Molecule: messenger RNA, 583 nt
Organism: Ochlerotatus camptorhynchus
Lineage: Eukaryota; Metazoa; Arthropoda; Insecta; Diptera; Culicidae
Gene: RpL37A
Product: ribosomal protein L37A
Exons: 3
Coding region: 133-402 (89 amino acids)
Biological process (GO): translation
Cellular component (GO): ribosome
Molecular function (GO): structural constituent of ribosome
Source: RefSeq, a predicted model, not a curated record